Molecule: messenger RNA, 2271 nt
Organism: Anoplopoma fimbria (sablefish)
Lineage: Eukaryota; Metazoa; Chordata; Actinopteri; Perciformes; Anoplopomatidae
Gene: noazfp
Product: zinc finger protein 330
Exons: 10
Coding region: 237-1187 (316 amino acids)
Cellular component (GO): nucleus
Molecular function (GO): zinc ion binding
Source: RefSeq, a predicted model, not a curated record
CUAGGAACCAAAUACUCGGUAGUAUGUUUCAUCUCGGACACAUUUUCGAACCGGACCUACCAGAAGUCGGGAGUGCCGAUCGUUUAGGUAACCAACUGUUAAACCAACCGUUGUCUCCGUGGAAACCAGCCGUUGUCUCCGUGGAAACCAGCCGUUUGAACCAGCCGUUGUCUCCGUGGAAACCAGCCGUUUGAACCAGCCGUUGUCUCCGUGGAAACCAGCCGUUUGAACCAGAGAUGCCUAAAAAGAAAACCGGUGCCCGUAAAAAGGCAGAGAGUCGUAAGGAGCGAGAGAAGCAGUUCAGAGCCAAUCGUGAUGUUAUCGAUGUGGCUAAACACCCCUGCAACUUCAACAUGGACUGUGACAAAUGUCAGAGAAAACAGAAGAACAGAGCUUUCUGCUACUUCUGUAAUUCAGUGCAGAAGCUGCCUGUCUGUGCUCAGUGUGGCAAAACCAAGUGCAUGAAGUCAUCAGAUUGUGUCAUCAAACAUCCUGGGAUCCACAGCACUGGAAUGGCCAUGGUGGGAGCAGUAUGUGACUUCUGUGAAGCUUGGGUGUGCCACGGCAGAAAAUGUCUGAGCACACACUCCUGUGUGUGUCCUCUGACAGAUGCAGACUGCAUAGAAUGUUUCCGUGCUGUUUGGGAUCAUGGAGGGCGGAUCUUCCGCUGUUCCUUUUGUCACAACUUCUUGUGUGAGGAUGAUCAAUUUGAACACCAGGCGAGCUGCCAAGUCCUCCAGGCAGAAACAUACAAAUGUGUUUCUUGUAAUAGACUGGGACAACACUCCUGCCUGCGCUGUAAGGCCUGUUACUGUGAUGACCAUGCCAAGAGUAAAGUCUUCAAACAGGAGAAAGGCAAAGCCCCACCCUGCCCUAAGUGUGGUCAUGAGACUCAGGAGACCAAGGACCUCAGCAUGUCAACUCGCACGCUGAAAUUCGGCCGCCAGGCUGGUGCCGAUGAUGACGAAGAUGACGACGGAGCGUCAGGGUACGACGCCUACUGGAAGAACCUAGCAGCCGGAGGCGGCCAUCAGGACAACUAUGGAGAGGGUGAUGACUAUGAGGAAGAUGAUGAUGAUGAUGAGGAGGAAGACGAUGACGAGGAGGAGGAAGAAGAAGAAGAGGAAGGUGAAGAGGAGAAAGCUGCCGAUUCCGUGGCUGCUCUUAAACUGGACGGGGCUGCCUGAGCUUAAACAGUCCCAUAGAUCAUAAUGAGCCUCAGCAGAUGUUCACUUGUCACAAUGAAGGAGUCAGUAGGGACUUACAUUAAGAAAUCAACUAAAGCUGCGUAUCAAUAACAGUACAGUUACUUACUCUGAGGAAUAUAAAUGUCUUUCUACAAAACUCACUCAAGCAGCCACACAAGUGCUCGAAGCAUUGUAGAAAUUGACAAAAAUAAAUAAACAAGAUCAUGAAUCUGACCAGACAUUCAAAAGAAUUAAAAAAAUAUUGAGUUUUCUAUUCCCAUCCCCAGAGACAAAUCUUUUUGUGCUUUGUUGUUACAUUAAGGGCUGGAUUAAUGCACAUGGAUGACUCGGGGCCAGAAUUAGCUUGAGGUAAAUUUCCAUAUCAAGUUUCCCUUGAAUUAUUUUCUGAAUCUUCCUCAACAUAGAAGCACAUCAAUAUGCUGGAUAACGUAAACAUGCGAUACAUUUCUUAGGAUCCUCAGUCAUAAUUAUUUCAACUUUGUUUUGGAGAUAUCAUGUUCAGUUUGGCGUGGCAGAUGGCUCUAAAUACUACAAUACCCAUGCGCCUCAGUUGCAUCAUUGCAGCUGUGAACAAAAAUGUUGCUAUAUUGGCCAAAUAUUAUCCACAAUGUUAACAGGCACCUGUGAUAUUUUCUCAUGAAGUUGGUGAUCUUUUUUACUGUUACUCCUUUUUGAACUCUGGGUAACUGAAAUAACCCUGCUCAUUUUGCAGCUCAAUAAUGCAUAAGAAUAAGAUUAAUAAUAAUCAUCACUCUCCCCCUUCUUAAAGCCCUCAUAAUUUGAGUUGAUAUUGUUACUUUAGUGGUGUUUAUUCUCAAGUUGGCAGUUAAUGCGUGUGGUUGGUAAUCCAGCCCUGGUUAUGUUCUGAAAUAAAAAGUUAUAUUCAAGAUGUCUUUACUGUGUGAUAGGUGUUGUUCUGCUGAGCAAUUAAUCUGCUGUUUAUGUUUAAUUGGAUUGGGUUUACCUCCUCAAUGCAACACAGAGCUGAUCUAAACAACUUGUCAUGUUUACCCUGGUUCUUGUAAUCAGCUGCAUUUGUGGAGACACAUUUGUGUUAAAUAUG